Messenger RNA from Chaetomium strumarium, 210 nucleotides. RefSeq lists its product as uncharacterized. The coding region runs from base 1 to 210 and encodes 69 amino acids. NCBI's taxonomy places the organism in Eukaryota, Fungi, Ascomycota, Sordariomycetes, Sordariales, Chaetomiaceae. The transcript has 2 exons. The record is from RefSeq and is a predicted model, not a curated record.
AUGCAACUCACCAAGCUGAUCGCCCUCACCUUCGCCGCCCUGGCCACUGCCAGCCCUCUUCUUGAGGAGCGCCAAUGCGUCGGCAACCUCCAACAGUGCAACAAGAAAGCCAGCGCAGUCCUCGGCAGACAGUGCUGCGGCGGCCUGUACUGCUGUGGUGUGGUCGGCUCCAACAACGUCUGCCAGACCAGCAACAACUGCGGGGAGUAG